Molecule: messenger RNA, 1745 nt
Organism: Hydractinia symbiolongicarpus
Lineage: Eukaryota; Metazoa; Cnidaria; Hydrozoa; Anthoathecata; Hydractiniidae
Product: hematopoietically-expressed homeobox protein Hhex-like
Exons: 2
Coding region: 279-1172 (297 amino acids)
Biological process (GO): cell differentiation; regulation of transcription by RNA polymerase II
Molecular function (GO): DNA-binding transcription factor activity, RNA polymerase II-specific; RNA polymerase II cis-regulatory region sequence-specific DNA binding
Source: RefSeq, a predicted model, not a curated record
CUUUUGUCUCAAUAAUGACGGUGGUAUUUUACAAAACAAAAGUAAACAUUCGAGACAAAUACUUCUUAUCUUUAAAUAAAGACGCUUUAAGGGAUAGUCAAAUAUUUUUGGCAUACAAGUGAGAUUAUUAAGAACUAUAAAACCUCUUCAAGUUCAAGUGGCUUCCUCUCACAAAUAUAUGUGCGAAACUUGUGAUGAUCAUUUGUUGAAAAUUCUCUCGAGAGGACAGCCGGGUGGAGGAGAAUUUAUUCUUUAUAAAAAAAAUAAUAAACACAGAUAUGGAAAAUUAUUAUAAGAAUAAUGUAGAGCGCAAUCAAUUCUCAUCAAGAUUUAGUAUUGAAAAUAUUUUAAAAAAAGAUGUUGAUAUUUUAAAGAAAACAAUGUCCAGUUCAGAAAAUUCUUACCACGAAGAUGACUUGUGCGAAAGCUGGAGGCGAGAAGAUUUCUCGUGUCGGAAAACUUCAGAGAACUUCUACAACACUUUAUACCAAUACAGACACCAUGAAACCGAGCACUGGCUAAAAAGAAACCAUUAUCAAAGACCAAGAUCUUUACCGUUGCUGACGUCAGCAUAUAACAGUCCGUUAUCACCAUACUCGACAGAUGUUGAAGUUAUUCCGUCGCCGUCACCAACGUCAUCUUCAUGGUCGCCAUCGGAAAUAUUUAACCGACAAACGAUGGAAUCGUGGUUUAUGAGCAGAGCGCCACAUUCACCAACGCACUUUUCACAUUAUCCAAGACGACGAAGUCCUGACCGUGGAUCUCCUUACUCAAGAAGUUGGAAUUCCUCCUUAUCAAGUGAACGAGAAGGUUACACCACCCAUCUUUUAAAACCGACAUUUCUAUCGACGACAACCGACGACGAGAUUGAUGACGAAAACCGUAAGGGCGGUCAAGUUCGGUUUUCGCAUACCCAGUCUUCUGAGUUGGAGAGAGUUUUCAGUAUACAGAAGUACAUAUCACCACAAGAGCGUAAACAACUUUCAAGAACACUUGACUUGACAGAACGACAGGUAAAAACAUGGUUCCAAAACAGACGAGCCAAAUGGCGAAGAAUUAAACUGGAAGAUGAGAUGAGAGUGCGCAUGACUGAAAAUUGUUUGACUCGAUUAACCGACGAUCAUGGGAAUGAGAGUGCGCGUGACCGGGACCUGUUUGACUCGAUUAACUGACGAUCAUAUUCAAAGUUGCGCUGGAAAGGUAGUAAGAGAAACCAAGUAAAACAAAUUUUUUUUGAGCAUUUGUUCGUCUUUGUAGAUAUAAUAAAAAGAUAUCCUAUAGUGUUUGGUCUACAUUUACAUUAGGUAGGCACAAUUUACACUACACUUAUUUUAUGACAUUGUUAUUUAACAAUUUAUUUUCUUACUUGUAGAAAUAUUAUUCUGGGAAUAAUGCUUGCUGAUAUUUUUAAUCAUAGGUUUUAAUGAUGAUCGAGUCAAAAUAUAUUUCCGUAACCAUGACAACUUUGAUAUAGUUUCAAGUUUUUUGUCAAAAAAGAAAAUUAAAAUAUGAAUUAUUUUCAACUUUCUAUGAAACGAAUUCACUUUUUUGCGUGUCAUGGAUUUACGAAUGCCUCUAUCUUUGUACGCAAAAACUUAAUUUUAUUUUAACUGCGUGUGACCGUGGGUAUAUUUUUCAUCCUAUGGAUGGUUGUAGUUUUUAUAUAUAAUUAAUGUAUGAUGAACAUAAGGAGCUGGUCUUUUAUUGUACUGUAUAUAUUUCACAGAACAGUCAUUAUUAUGCUA